Messenger RNA from Paraglomus occultum, 1260 nucleotides. The record is from the annotation of a GenBank genome assembly. Lineage: Eukaryota; Fungi; Glomeromycota; Glomeromycetes; Paraglomerales; Paraglomeraceae.
AUGAGUCUAAACGAGGAUUGGGGUUACUUACUUUCACAAAAAUUACCCUUGAACACAGAAUACAGGUAUGAUUUCGAGCAAUAUCCACAACACGCAACGACGGACGAGUCCGUGGACUCUAUGGAUGGGAUAUUAAUGGAUUCCCCAAAAGAUAUACCCGAUGACGCUUAUGAAUCAGCAAGCACCGUGAGCGGCGAUUGUCUAUGUGAAACGCCACGAAAUUGUGAAGAAACAUUUGACACUUUACCUGAAGUGGUCGUUUCGUCUCCGUCGCUCAACGGUGAUAUGAAUUGGGGAUUUAACAAUUUUACAAAUAACGUUGCACAUGGCUUUGGCGAAGAAGAAAUGACGCUAUCGAUGCGUGACGUCGAGACGCAUCCUACAUGCGGUAAAUGUGCCGACGACCCUGGCCAGGUUGGAAGCUGGUCUGAAAAAGAUGUUAUCGUACUUAUUAAUGCGGUACAGAAUUAUGAUAGAAACUGGCAAUUCAUUGCCGAACAUUGCUUUGGUUUACGAAAACCAGCGACCGUUAUACGACGCAAAUACAGACGUCUAACGAGCGACAAUGUUGGUCUAUGGUCGCCUGACGAAGACAGAUUGAUAAAUGAAGGCGCUCGACAUGGUAGAGGUAAUUGGGAAAAGCUUGCCCUUCGUCUCCCGAAUCGUACACCGGCAGACCUUGAAGAUCGAUGGUAUCAAAUUACCACUUGUAAACAGUAUCACUGGACGCCAGAAGAAGAUGAUUUGCUCAAACUGUUGGUGGGAGAAUUGGGUGAAAAUUGGAAGCUGAUCGCGAAACAGUUAAAAAAGGAUGCACGUGUAGUGAAAUGGAGAUACGUCUGGUCUCCCAAGCAUAAAGGUGUAAAGUGGAGCACAGAUGAGCUGAUCACUCUUGUUGAAGCAUACCGGAUGUAUGGACCUGAUUGGAGCAGGAUAACGCCGCUACUUCCGAGUCGUACAGUAGAGGAAGUGAGAAGACACUUUGCGAACAAUGUUUCGUUGGCUAUGCGUACUGGGAAAUGGCGAGUGGAAGAAGUGCAGCGUUUCGACUUGGCGUUUUCUAGUUGUGGUGAUGAUUGGGAUGAAAUCGCAAAGGCGGUGAGGACAAGAACCAGUGAGCAAUGUAAAGCAUACUAUAAGAAUACCAUAGAAAGAGCAAUCCUUAGAAAAUGUAAAAAGCUUAAUAUUCCUGCUAACGAGAGGGUGGUUGUAGGAGUAGAUUUGUCUUCUGAUGGAUUAUGGCGAAAACGUGACCGAUAG